AUGGAGCCAGCAAAAAGGCUUCCGUCAUCUCAUUUGUAUACAUCCAUUGAAGUAGUCCUAGAAGUAAAAGAACAAUUUGAAGAAUUACACAAGGCCUUCCACAAGGAGCACAACUAUCUUGAGUUAAAAUGGCCGACAACACUACGUCAUCGAUUAAAUGAGUCAACAAGGACAACCACAAAGGCCGAAGAAAUAUCACCCAUAAGGGGACAAUCAAGGGAAGUGGCCUGUCUUCAUAACGUUCCAGUUCUGCCAUUCUCAGGUGUUUUCUGUAUAAGGCAAAGAAUUGCUGGAGGCGAAAAUGCAGAUAUAGAAAAUUUUCCACAUUUAGUAUCAUUAAGAUAUAGUAGAAAUAAUAAGCAUUUCUGUGGUGGUACAAUUAUAAGUCAGCAUCAUAUUCUCACAGUAGCUCAUUGCAUGGAAAUGGCAUCUCAUAAUAAUAUUUUAAUCUAUUCUGGAAGUAGCAGCUCUAUUAAUGAAAUGAUUCAAUUCAAUGCACUACAACAAAAAAUAAAUCUUCCAACGGUAGAUGUUGUAAAUGGUGCUAUUGCUAUGGUUGCUGGUUGGGGAGUUAUGUUUCAUAAAUCGAAUAUAAUGUCUGAUCAACUGCAAAAGGCUUGGAUGGUAGUUCUCGACUCAACAACAUGUCAAGAAGCUAUUCCAUUUGUUCAUAAAGAACAAAUAUGUGCAUACCAGAAUGUAGGAGUAGGUGCAUGUACAGGAGACAGCGGUAGCCCAUUAGUUUCUAAUAACGUAGCUAUUGGUCUUGCUUCAUACGCUAUUGAAUGCGCUAAAGGAUUACCCGAUGGCGAUAGUGGCGGUCCAGUAGUUGCCAAUGAAAAACUUAUUGGCAUUCAGUCGUGGGUUAUUCCAUGCGCCCAGGGUUACCCUGAUGUAUUCACAAAUGUUUAUUCCUAUCUAGAUUUCAUUAAUUCGAACAUUCAAAAUUUUUUACUCUAA
Molecule: messenger RNA, 960 nt
Organism: Ceratosolen solmsi marchali
Lineage: Eukaryota; Metazoa; Arthropoda; Insecta; Hymenoptera; Agaonidae
Source: RefSeq, a predicted model, not a curated record